GAGGUUUAAGAGGGAAUUCGGGGUACUGAACCUUCAGGAUUGCCAUGGAAACUGGAAUUUAAAAAGCUUAAUCUCCUCUGCACUCUUGCCAGAAAUUCAGGAGAGAAAUCAUUGCAGCAUUAAAAGUAUUUUGUUCAACCACUUUAGUUUAUUGGUUACAAGAAAAAUUAAGAUGGCAUUAAUGGCAGUUUGAUUGGUCAUCCUGCCACAUGAUAUGAUUUAAUCUCCAAAGAUAUCCAAUACAGUUGGCAAACCUAACGGAGUUUCAAGGCAUAAAACUGUGACCACUAAAGGUGCAAUUGCCAAUGGUAAAAAGCAAAGGGGGCAAGAAUGCCAGAAUCAAAUGGGUGCAAUUUGUGAUGAAGCUGUAGGAGACAACAGUGGAGGUUAUAGUGAUAACUAUAAGUAUCUUGUAUUUGUUCUUGAAAUGUAAGUGUGCUGACAAGGCCAACAUUUACUGCCCAUUCCUAAGUGCCCUUGAAAAAGUGGUGAUGAGUAACCUCCUUCAACUGCUGCACUCUAUUUGGUGUGAGGCACACACCCACAGCAGUUGACACACCACAAAAGGCUUGCGAGGCUAUUUCAGAAUCAAGUGAAGAGUCAACUCCAUUACUGUAGAUCUGGAGUGGUAUGUACAGCCAUUUGAAGUGAGGGCAGCAGAUUUCUCCUCUGAAGAGGGCAGAUUUUUUUUUUAAACCACAUUUUCCCAAUCAUGAUUAACGAGGCAAUCACCUUCUUCCAGGUAGACUGAUGGAUUAGUUGAAUUUAAAUUAUUACCUAACUGCCUUCAAUCAGAAAUGUCUUUCAGCCUUUGAAGAGUUCAAAUUUGAACUCGUACCUCUAAAUCAGUCAGGUCUUUCUUUUUGGAUGAGGACAGGGAAAGGGUUUAAAGAAUAUAUACACAUUUAUUAGGAAGAAAAGAUGGAGGUUGGGUCACAGUUUAAAAAAAAAAGAUGAAGAUGAAGAGAAAGAGGCUUCCCCAGGGAGAGAUGUGGCUUGGCACAGAACCUGCUAAAUGAACAAAAGCCAUCCAUCCUGGCUGGGCUGUGACGUCACGCGCUUUUCCUGGACUAUCAUUAAACGUAAAAGGAGAGACUAAAAAAAAACAAUGAAGACCAGAGGAGACCUGAGAGAGGCGAGGCUAAACUGAAACAUGAAGUUAAAUGAACGAAGUGUGGCAUAUUAUGCCACCUGUGAUUCUCCAACUGAUAAAACUGGAUACUUGCACAAAAAGGGAGAGCGAAACACUGCUUAUCACAGACGCUGGUUUGUGUUGAAGGGUAAUCUGUUUUUUUACUUUGAAGAAAAGGACAGUAAAGACCCAAUUGGAGUGAUCAUACUUGAGGGAUGUACUGUGGAGUUAUGUGAAUCUUCAGAGGAUUAUGCCUUUGCUAUCAAGUUUGACAGUGCUAAAUCACGAACAUAUAAAAUGGCUGCUGAGAGCCAGCGAGAAAUGGAAUCUUGGGUUAAAGCUUUAUCUCGUGCAAGCUUCGACUAUAUGAGAAUUGUUGUGAAGGAACUCGAGAAACAAUUGGAAGAGAUGCAGCAAAAUAGAUCCAGCAGCCGUAAAACCCAGAAAAAAUCACUAUUGCGAAAGCAAGCAAACUAUCCUCACAGUACACCACUAAUCUCUCAUAAUUUCUCUGUAUCUUAUAAGAUUCCUGUUAAGGAGAAUGGUUAUGUCCCCUGGAAUACCAUUCAAGAUCAAACUAUUGAUAGUGAAUUGAAUGGUAAAGCACAGUCUGUUAAUGACAAUAAUGAUAUCUCAAAAUGUGUCUUAGACCAUCCACCUGAAAGACCACUACAUACACAACGCUUGCCACCACCUCUUCCUCCUAGGAGGAGAUCAGCAACAGGAGGUGUAACAUCUGCAAUUGGUGGUCUGAUGCUUGCCCAGGAUGAUAAUACACCAACAGGAGUAUUCAGCUUUACUAGAUUACAUGAAUGGUUUGGUAGGGAUAUAAUACAACUGCGAAGGCAAUGGCAGGAGAACAAGUUUGGAAAUAUUGAUCAAUCACAACCAGAUCAAAUGGUUUGAAUUAACACUAUAUCACUCCUUGUGCCGUUCCUUUGAAAGGACAAUAUUGAGCUUAAGUUUUAAACUUAAUUCUGUUUCUUUGCCUCCACAUUCUAAUGUUUCAUGGAAAGUACACAAACAAUACUAUACAUAAACGUAUUUUUAAUUUCUAUUAAAAUCUGGCUGGAACCAGCAAGUGAAGCACUUACUAUAGAAAUUGAACAUUUGGAGUGUUGUAUAUCAUUUGCUUUUUCUUUCUAUUUUAGCUUUACUAUUCCUGAUGGAGAAAUGAAGAUGCAACUUAAGGAAAGCCCUAUUUUUUUUUUUAAAUGGCCUAAUGAGUAAAAGUACCAAUUUGGUGCAGAAUUAAUGUCUGAAUAUAAAGGUUUGGCAUCCAAUACUUUCUCAUCUCAGCCAGAACUUUUAUUAAUUUGCCAUAGUAGUUGGCCAUUGCCAGCUGGUGGGGGAGACUACUUGAUGCCCCACCCUUUUGGGAAUGGACUGCUAACAAGCUCUCUGUAGGUUUCUAAAAGAAUAGCCGUCACUUGGAGCUACUGGUACCUAUUCAAUUGAAUCACAGCAUGUGACAGGUAUAACCUUUUCUUUAAUAAGUAGGUUCCUUUCCUCAAAUAGAUCUUGCAACCCAUCACUGGCAUUACUCAACAAUUUUCCAGCACUGCCACCUCUUAAAAGUUCUGGUUUGAACUUGAAUAACACUCAUUUUACAAGGAGCUGCUUUACAAAACACUAAUUCAAAUAACUACUACACAUUAGUCUUAUGAAAAUACAUUGACGACAAAUGCUAAUUAAUGUAUAGUACUUUUAUUUGUCAUGUUUAAAGGGAACAGAUACAGUACCUCAAGUGCCUUGAUCAAACACCAUAAUAAUUGAAGGCAUCUGUAGAGGAAUACAUAUUUAUUGUUUGGAAAUCCAUUUGAUUUGUUUUUUUAAAAAAUAACUAAGUACUAACGUGUCAGGAGUUCCCAGGGGCUUGAAUCAGGCAGCUUAAAAAAAACCACUACAUACAUGUUUCAAACCACCUCUGCUCCCUAGCAUUGGUGUAAUAUGUAAUACUGAGCCAUACAGAACACAUGUACUCCAUGUUUGGUCCCUUGGUCUAGGCAGAUUCAGUUGAUCCCAGGUGAGAUAUGGGACAGGAGAUAAAAUUUGCUCAAGUUUCCUGAGGCAAAAGAACAAAAAGGUUGGAUUGUUUUUCUGAUUACCAUCGAGUAACAAUUGCUAGGAAGUACAAAUGUAGAUAUUAAAUGAGGACAGUUGAAGCAUAGCUUGAGAGAAUACUUUGUUGACACUCCCAGGUGAGUUGUACGAGCAAAGCCACACGUAGCACUGGGUCGAAAAACUGAUGAUUGGGAGUUAACUGUCUUUUAAACAUGGCCCAAUUAUUCUUUUUCAACUGCAGUCACCCCUGGCUUUCUCAAAAUGACUUUUUUUGGGUUUUUUCUGUCUGUGGAAGAUUGUAUGGUGAUAGACAGAGUUGUUGGUCCUCGUAGAAUACACCAUUUCUAGGGUAGGGUGCCAACUAACUAGAUCCUUUCCCAUCAUUUUUACACCUCCCGUGAGCUUUCAAUAGAUGGGGGCGAUUUAUUUUUAAUUUUUAUAGACCUUUUUUUUUAAAAACAAAACAAAUUUAUACGUGGAUCUUUGGCAAGUUAUUGGUUAUAUGAUGUUCCGGUUCAAGUGGAAUCUGUGAAAAUUACUCUGGCUGUAUUUUAAAGAAAUCUUUUACCAAGGUUCUGAUAUUAUUAAUAAAUGGAUAGUGUUAUUAAUUAUUAAUUGUGGCAUUUUCCAAUAAUUAGAAUUCUAAGAGUGCACAUCUGGUAAAAGUUCCAUUUAGCAUUAUAUAGGCAAAGUCAGCCAAUGUCAUUUGAGCAUCACCACAAACUAUAGCAGAAUUGAUUCAUUAGUGGUGCAGUUUUAGUGGUCUAUCUUUUGAACAACAAGGCCAUGGUUGAAAUUGACAGCACAUCAUCCAAAAAUACAACUAUGGCAGAAUUUUUAAAAUAAAUUCUAGCAUUUAACCUGUACUUUUAUCUGCUGUUUGUCAUUACCACUUCUGUAGUCAAAUAAUCAAUUGCCAAUCACUCCCCUGGCUCUUACUACAAAAUCAUUAUUUGAAAUAUCAUUGUCACUUAUGGAUCUGACAUAUUCAACAUAUGAUUCCUCACCUUUUUAUCUUCAGUUUGGGGGAUAAAAUAUUUAUUGGCGUGUGUAAAGAGAAGUGGAACAUUUAGUGAAACAAAAGUGCAGGAAAAUUAUGAACAUUUUAAAUGAAUGGUUAGAUGUUUACUAAAUGUUUCAAAUUGGAGUUUGGCUAUGAGGGGAUACAAUGUUUAAGUACUUGUUAUUUUUGUUGCUAUCCUCUCUUCACCCUCCCCAACAAGCACUCCUGAACAUAAGUGUCAAACUAUGAACAGCUAGUUUUUGUAACUGUAGUUGAAAAAGCAAUGAAUCAACUUUGGUGUUUGUUACCUUUUGAUAGAUUCUUCCUAAGCUAUGAAAUACGUUUAAUAUGCCAACUUACUUUCUCUUUUGGUUGGCAAUGCUAAAUAUGAUUACAGUUGAAUAACCUUUUUAUAAGCAAGGAAAAAAGAUUUUGUUUCCAAUAUUAGAUGUCACUUGACUAUGUCAUACACAGACAUCACAAAGUAUGGUAAAAUAAAUUCUUUCACAUUCAUAAAACGUAUUAGAUAUCCUGAGGGCAGAAUCAAAAAUAUUGUUUGUGGUUUUAGGUAUAAGGAUGCCUCUCCGUCAACUUCAUUGUGUUUAUGAUUUUUGUGUACUAUUAAAUUCUUGAUUUUUAAAUAAAUGCAAUCAUUUUAAGAGCAACUUUAUGGAUUACCACAUUUUGCCAUGACUGAGAUGUAGCUUCACCCAGUAUAUUUCAAAAGUUGCACUUUAGAAAUAAAUAUUUAUUUGCAUUAUUCCCCUCAUUAAUUUGCUAAGCACACAUAUUGAAAGGUAAAUGUUCAGAAUAAACAAAUCACUGGUGAGCAUUAUUUUCAAAUUAAAUGUAGAACUGCAAAAAAAGUGUGCUUGAAGCAUAAAUUGCAUGAUGAUAAUGGAUGGGUUUUCUCAAUAUCCAUAUACCACCGCCAUGUAUAGAACAAAUAUUAGUUACAUUUUUUUAAGUGUCUACAUAUAUACAAGUGUUGCUGUUUGCCUUUUAGUUUAUUUUAGGGCAGCAGGCUUCAAAAACCCAAUACUUUAUUCUUCAAAGCAAGGAAGUAAUCUGGCCAGUAUCUAAGUUAAACUAUAUUUGUCCCAGGGGACAGGUACAGGAAUUGCUUUCAAUAGCAAUACAGUGAUAAAGUUCUAAAAAGUAUUGUAAUGACUAUUGCAGUGCCAUUAAGUGAUAGAAAGGGAGUGAACACAAUUCAAGAGAACAGGGAAAAGCUGAGAAAUUGGAAAAUUCUGGUUAUUUUUAAUUGACAAAAAUUGCACUUGAAUCGUAGAUUCAUGAUAUAAAUGACAGGGGUCAUUGAUUUUAAAACGUAUAGUUCAGGCAUGCUUCUAAGAUAUGCUUAUGCCAUAAAACAUGCUUAUGUUAAGUUCUGGAAGGCUAAUAAAAUUUCUGUUUCUGUACACAUUAAAAUUAUAGAAUCUAAUUUAUUCCUUUUUAGUUGUUGAAAUUCAUUAAUCCUUUUUAAUUUAAGAGUUUCCACUUGUGUGAAUCUGCGACCAGUUGUUUUUGCCUCAUUUAAAGACCUUUGCCUAGAAAUUACCCAUUAAGAUACUAAUGUACAAUCCAAAUGAUUACUGUUUGAUGAGACUUUUUCUUUAACAAAGACUUUAUUCCAUUUACUUUAAAUCAAUAGCACUUUUGAAUUUCACUCAAAGAUAUUAGUAUUUAAAAAGUCUAUCUUUACAAUUUCAAAGUCCUUGGCUUUAGAUUGUAAACAUGGUUACCCUGAAAAUAACUCCAAUACAGGUCACAUUGGUGUGAAAUCUACAUUUUUCUUUUGUCCUAGCAACAAACGACCAUUCUCUUGUAUUUCUGUUAUUCCAGUUUGUAACUGUCCAACCUGCUGCAACUUUGGCAGUUUACAUCCAGUUUUUAUUUGUAAUUUUAGUUAGUUUACAAUAAGCCUCUGUUAUACUUGCAUGGUUAAAUAGUUGAGCUUGUAUUGACCUGAAGUCGGAGUGACACACUGUAAAAGUUUAUAAAUCAGUUUAUUUCUACAAAUUUGUGCAACAGAUUUCCUUUGAUCAUUAUUAGUUUUAUUUUCCACCAUUAAACCUAUUGAUAAUCAGUAGUGCUUCGGUAAUGUUGAUUUGCAGUUGGAGGAAAAAAAAAACUAAAGCCCUAAUGAUUUCCUGUGCAGAUUAUGUUAUGGCAUAUAAAAUGAAUGUGGUGCUCACACCUGAUCACUGGUGUAAAUAUAUGUCUAAUAACAAUGAUGCAGGUAGAGUUUGGGCUGGGUUAUGAUGCUUUCAGUUGUCAAUAUCAGCUGCCCAAAUCUAUAGUAAAUUAAUGGAUGGCUUAACCGCUGGAAACAACACCUCAGAUUAAAUUCAACACCUACAGGAGGAGAGGAAAGUGGCAGAAAAGGAAAUUGAAAAUAAAGUAAUUAGAAAGCAUGUCUUCAAUAUGUUCCUGACAUGAUUAGGAACACGUAGUUAAACAACUGCCUUAAAUUACUGCCAUUGUGCAUUUGUCAUAUCUUUGUCUUAAUUUUAAAAGAUAUUCUUGGACAGGAAAACUAUAAUACAUUUUUUAGUUUCUUGAGUGAGGCAAAUUAAUUGAUGGAACAUUAAUGGUUGCACUUUGACAUAAGUAUUACAAUUAUUCUUCCAUCAGAUAAUGAAUAUGAUAAUCAUAAGUAAUAAUUACUUUGAGUAUUUUCAUGUUUACUACUGGUGUUUGACUAUUGGAAUUCUUGUCCUUUUGCAACCUGCAAACAUUGCAGUGUAAGCAGUAACCCUGUAUUUAAUGAUUUUUAAAGUUUUCAUAGAAUAACAAAACCAUUUUUUGGUCAUUUUGUUAAUCCUCUUUUUGAACUUAGAACUUUGGAAAUGUGCUGCAAUAUUUUAGUUAUGCUAUGCCAGUCUUUGGUUUCUUUGUUAAGGUGUUACACUAACCUUGAGUCACUAUUACAAAAUUAUUGAAACCAUGGUUAUGAGGUAUGAAAAAACUACAAAUUAAACUUUUGCCUAUCAAGUAAUUAUUUCUUAUUGGUUCUGAUAUGUCCAUUUUAUGUGGCAAGGUUCAAUUUCUAUACCUGUAAGCUAUUCUAGACCAAUUGUUCAGCAUCUUUAAAAUCACCAAUGUGUUAACAGAUGGUUCGCAGAAUAUGUAUACCUUGGAGAAAAUUAAGUAUUUGUUUAAUACAAUAUUGUCAGCGGAAAUCGCUGCUAGCCAUAGGGGCUAUCAUGACUCUAUUACCAAUUUGUAUUAAUAUUAGCAGAGAACUCUAUACAUACACUUCCACAAAGCAGGAACCUUCAUAUAUACGUUAUUUAACAAAUUUUAAGAAACCAAAGAAAAGUACUCACAAUAAUAAAACCUCACUCUCACUGAGCUUUUCAUUUUAUAAUAUUUCAAAAAGUAAAUAAAGUGGAUAAGGCACACUGUACAUAUUUGAGUAUUAAUUUUCCAUGCUCAAACUUGCCUGAUAAGGUCUUAUUUGUUAUACAGAAAUGCAAUUGCAAAUCUGGCUAGUGGCUAACCUAUUGGACAACAUUGAAUUAGAAUACAUUGUAAGAUUUAAAUCUGCAUUUUCCUCAAUGAUGGUCUGGAUUUACUUCUGUACCUUGUUUUAAAAGUAACUUUUCUCAACAGAUUUAAAAAAUGCUUUUGAAUAUAUGUCCAGAAAAUGUAAAAAGAUUUAAAACCCAAAAAAGCAAAAGUACAAUUUCGUUGAAAUAAAGCCAUAUAGAUAUUUUGCACAAGAUAUUGCUUUUGUACAAAAACUCAAACCAUAUGACAAGGCUGAAAAUUGUUCAAUUCUUAAUAUGUAGGUUUAAUUAUAUUUGUUUAUGUUUCUAGUAUAUAAAUAUUUUUUAGAAUAUGAAAAGGUACUGUCAUUGUUUAGGAUAGCAUAAUACUUUUAUAUUUAGGCUCAAGUUUUUGAAUGUAAUGCUGUCUGAUUAUAUUCCUUUUUGCAGUAAAGCUGUUGUAGUUCAUCCUACGUUUAGCUUUUUAUUGACUGAAGAAAGCCAUUGAUAAGCAUGUGCUUUGAUUUUGAAGUUUGCAGGAAAUAAAUACAAAAUUAAUAUGGUAUUAUAGUCCUCAUAUUUCAAUUGCUUUUCAGUUUGAACUUUUAGUUGCCCAAAGGCAUACACUAAACUCCAUAGCUCCUUGUUUAAUGAGCUUGUGUAAAAGUUGAUCCUGUUUGAGUUAAAGUAAACUGCAUACAUAUGUGCCAAACAAAUAUUAUAUUUUAGAUUGUUGAAAUAAUAUUCCUUAUUUUUCUGUGGGGAAUUUUUGAUUUUGGUUUCAUUUAAUGCAUUAAGCUAUUUGCUUAACUUUUUGUAUAAGGUGGUAAUUUGUCUCUUUGGAGUAAUAAGAUUUUAUUGAACUUUAAGUCUAAUACUUUUUUGUAAUUAUAUUUCAUUUGCAUGGAAUAUCUUUAUUCUGAUGUAUUGGCUACCAGCAUAAUUGCAUGAAUGAUCAAUUUGUUUUUGGAUCCAUGAUUUAUGGAAGUGUUUACCACCUGCCUACUUAUAAUAAAAUGCAUUAAGGAAUGUGUGCACUUGUAUUUGAAUGUUUCUUUUGCACAAAAUUAACUGAUUUUUG
This is a messenger RNA of Chiloscyllium plagiosum (whitespotted bambooshark), 8774 nucleotides long. RefSeq names its product PH domain containing endocytic trafficking adaptor 1 (gene pheta1). Gene Ontology annotation, biological process: retrograde transport, endosome to Golgi; endosome organization; receptor recycling. Lineage: Eukaryota; Metazoa; Chordata; Chondrichthyes; Orectolobiformes; Hemiscylliidae. Gene Ontology annotation, cellular component: recycling endosome; early endosome; trans-Golgi network. The record is from RefSeq and is a predicted model, not a curated record.